GAGAGAGCAAUACCAGAGCCUCAUUUGAAGUGAAGAAAUGGAUGAGAAAAAGAGAGUGUCAACCGUAGCUGCUGCUUAUGUGCUGCUGCUGAUGUGGGUUAUGACCACACCGGUUUUCGGCUGCCCAUCGGACGGCAGCCAAUGUAGGAACUGCGUUCUUGAUAAGUUCAAGAACAGUUGCCCUCCAUGCGCACCGAUACUGCGCUGCAUGGCACGGUGCUUGUGGGGAGGCAAAUCUAGGUCCAAGUGCAUCAAGAAGUGUGACUGCAAUGGUGGAUACCCAACGCUCUCUGAUUGCAGGAAAUGUAUGGCAAAGUGCAAGUGCAGCUGUUCUGGAUAAAUGACUGCUCAUUUGGUACUAUUGUUUAACUAAUAUGUGGCUUUAUGUAUAAACUCUAAACUUCUAUUUUGUGUGCAUGUGUGAGAGGGGGGAUCUUUUGUAUGUCCAAUACCAUAUGUAUUGCAACAUGGUUAUAAAAGUUUGUACUACCUGGUUUGCAAGUGCCAAAUUAUGGUUUUAUUUCGUUCACUAUUCUAA
Molecule: messenger RNA, 538 nt
Organism: Cornus florida
Lineage: Eukaryota; Viridiplantae; Streptophyta; Magnoliopsida; Cornales; Cornaceae
Exons: 1
Coding region: 38-340 (100 amino acids)
Source: RefSeq, a predicted model, not a curated record